Nothoprocta perdicaria is the source of this 3573-nucleotide messenger RNA. It is a transcript of the gene NSF, whose product is annotated as N-ethylmaleimide sensitive factor, vesicle fusing ATPase. The coding region runs from base 7 to 2469 and encodes 820 amino acids. Lineage: Eukaryota; Metazoa; Chordata; Aves; Tinamiformes; Tinamidae. Gene Ontology annotation, molecular function: ATP binding; ATP hydrolysis activity. Gene Ontology annotation, biological process: Golgi to plasma membrane protein transport; SNARE complex disassembly; intra-Golgi vesicle-mediated transport. Gene Ontology annotation, cellular component: Golgi stack. The transcript has 22 exons. The record is from RefSeq and is a predicted model, not a curated record.
GGCAAGAUGGCGGCGCGGUCUAUGCAAGCGGCAAGAUGUCCCACAGAUGAACUGUCGUUGACCAACUGUGCUGUGGUGAAUGAGAAGGACUUCCAGUCUGGGCAGCAUGUUGUUGUGAAGACUUCUCCCAACCACAAAUACAUUUUUACACUGAGAACCCAUCCCUCAGUUGUUCCUGGCAGCAUCGCGUUCAGCUUGCCCCAGCGAAAAUGGGCUGGACUUUCCAUUGGACAAGAAAUCGAAGUUUCUUUAUACACUUUCGACAAGGCGAAGCAGUGUAUCGGCACGAUGACGAUCGAGAUAGAUUUUCUGCAGAAGAAGAACAUUGACUCAAACCCCUACGACACAGACAAAAUGGCUGCUGAAUUUAUCCAGCAGUUCAACAGCCAAGCUUUCUCCAUAGGGCAGCAGCUUGUCUUCAGUUUUAAUGACAAACUCUUUGGCCUGCUGGUAAAGGACAUGGAAGCUAUGGAUCCCAGCAUCCUCAAAGGAGAGAGUGGAGCAGGCAAAAAGCAGAAGAUUGAGGUUGGUCUGAUUCUUGGGAACAGUCAAGUUGCCUUUGAGAAAGCUGAGAACUCUUCUCUCAAUCUGAUUGGUAAAUCAAAGACCAAGGAGAACCGCCAGUCAAUCAUCAACCCAGACUGGAAUUUUGAGAAAAUGGGCAUUGGAGGCCUCGACAAGGAAUUCUCAGACAUUUUCCGACGAGCUUUUGCUUCCCGUGUUUUUCCACCGGAGAUUGUGGAGCAAAUGGGCUGCAAGCACGUGAAAGGGAUUCUCCUGUAUGGACCUCCAGGCUGCGGUAAGACGCUCAUGGCCAGACAGAUUGGCAAGAUGCUGAAUGCCAGGGAGCCAAAGGUGGUCAACGGUCCAGAAAUCCUCAACAAAUAUGUGGGCGAGUCUGAGGCCAACAUCCGCAAGCUCUUUGCUGAUGCAGAAGAGGAGCAGAGAAGGCUCGGAGCAAACAGUGGUGUCCAUAUCAUCAUUUUUGAUGAGAUUGAUGCAAUCUGCAAGCAGAGAGGGAGCAUGGCAGGUAGCACCGGCGUCCACGAUACCGUUGUAAACCAGUUGCUGUCGAAAAUUGAUGGAGUGGAGCAGCUCAAUAACAUCCUAGUCAUCGGAAUGACCAACAGACCUGACCUAAUUGAUGAAGCUCUGUUGAGACCAGGGAGACUGGAAGUGAAAAUGGAGAUUGGUUUGCCGGACGAGAAGGGUCGAUUUCAAAUUCUUCAUAUCCACACGGUGCGGAUGCGAGAACAUCAGCUGCUGGCUGAAGAUGUGGACAUUGCAGAACUGGCGGUUGAGACUAAAAACUUCAGUGGUGCUGAACUGGAGGGUUUAGUUCGGGCUGCACAGUCAACUGCUAUGAACAGACACAUCAAGGCCAGCAACAAAGUGGAAGUGGACAUGGAGAAGGCAGAAAGCUUGCGGGUCACAAGAGGAGACUUCUUUGCGUCCUUGGAGAAUGAUAUCAAACCAGCAUUUGGAACCAACCAGGAAGACUAUGCAAGUUAUAUCAUGAACGGUAUUAUUAAGUGGGGUGAUCCUGUAACACGAGUGCUGGAUGAUGGGGAGCUGCUUGUUCAACAAACUAAGAACAGUGACCGUACUCCGCUGGUUAGCGUCCUUCUAGAAGGUCCCCCACACAGUGGGAAAACUGCCCUAGCAGCAAAGAUAGCGGAAGAAUCCAACUUUCCCUUUAUCAAAAUCUGUUCUCCUGAUAAGAUGAUUGGAUUUUCUGAAACAGCCAAGUGCCAAGCUAUGAAAAAGAUCUUUGAUGAUGCCUACAAAUCACAGCUCAGCUGUGUCGUGGUGGAUGACAUUGAGAGACUUCUAGAUUAUGUCCCAAUUGGACCACGCUUUUCUAAUCUGGUGUUGCAAGCCCUUCUGGUACUGCUAAAGAAGGCUCCCCCUCAGGGCCGCAAGCUUCUCAUCAUUGGAACCACCAGUCGCAAGGAUGUCCUGCAGGAAAUGGAAAUGCUGAACGCCUUCAGUACCACUAUUCAUGUGCCAAACAUUGCAACAGGAGAGCAGCUGAUGGAGGCGUUGGAGCUCCUGGGUAACUUCAAAGACAAGGAACGCAGCACCAUUGCCCAGAAUGUCAAAGGGAGAUCCGUCUGGAUUGGUAUCAAGAAGCUGCUGAUGCUCAUAGAAAUGUCAUUACAAAUGGAUCCUGAGUAUCGGGUGAAAAAAUUCCUGGCUCUUCUGAGAGAAGAAGGAACGAGUUCCCUAGAAUAUGCACUAGGAUCUUUACUCUUCUGUGUUCAACACACUGGACAAAGUGAAAUGCUUCCCUGUUUCCAAGAACCCAAUGUGGAAUUUGCAUGUUUAGUGCAAUACAGUAUCUUUAUCCUUUGUCUUUACUAUACUGAUGUCACGUGGAAGUGUCUUCUAGAACACUGUGCUUCUGUCUCUGUGCAGGCAAGGCUAUGUUCUCAUUUGAUUUUAGCAUGGGAGAAAUGUAAGUUUUGAAGCUACUGCUCACUUGUGUCCAGCAUCCGGUUGCUAUGAUAGGAAAGAAAACGUGACUUCUGAGAAAAUCUGAUAGUCCUUGGGGAAGCCUUAUUUAAAGUACUAUUCUGUGUUAUUCUGAUCUGAAGAAUACCUUCUUGUUCAGUUAUGUUGUCAUAUGCCUCAUUGAAUUAUAAAGUCAGGCAGAUAUCCUUAAAGACAGCGACCACGAUAAUCUAGAAUUUUUUAGAUGUUAGUACCUUUUUUAUUUAUUUAAUACCCAUUGUUGUGAUCUUAUGGGGAAGAGACUGGCUAUUGGCAUUAGUGAUAGGAAAAAGGCAGAAAAAUAUGCUGAUCAGAAUAGAGAAAACUUUCAAAUCCAGUAUUUAAAGCUUCAGAAGUUGCUGUUAAUUCAAAAACAGUUGAGAGAUGCUGGUUCCAACCCGAAAGCUCUUCAUGAGUGCAGUGUGGAAGGUAGUUUUGGCGUAAGCCAGGCUGAUUAUAUUCCUUUUCUUUGCCAUGUUACCAAAGGUUGAAAUCCUCCUUUGAGAGAGGAAGCCAAGCUCUCAGGCACCCAUGAGAUGUACGUUGUUAUGAGGUGUACGUUGCCACCGUUUUGCACUAAAGCACAGGAAUGUAUCAAACUUUGCUACAUGGUCCUUGCCCAAGAGUCAUCUCGCAUCAAGGAGAUGCUGCUGUCAAUGACUGCAUGAAGAAACUCCCCUCGGUUUCAUUGACUCCACCUGUUUAAUAAGGUUCAUAGAACAUACCUCAGUUUGGUGGGGCAAAAAAUCAAAGCCAUUUGAGAUCUUAGUCAGUGUGGGUUCUGAAACUUGACUAGACACGCUGUAAGGACUAAGCAGCUUUAUACUGAAAGAGAUGUUCCUGCAGAGAGGAGGUUGCUUCACAUUCUUUAGGUCUGAAGGUGAAGGUUCUCUAGUCCUUAUUUUGCAGACUUAAAGCAAUCAGAGUAUUUUAACCACUCCACUCUGGUUCCUUUUCCUUUGGCAGUGCUGUUGUAUUGUGAUAACAUUGCGAGUCCCAGUGGUUAUUACUCCUUUUCAUUUUGUGUAUGAUCUUGUGACUUUAUUUGUCUUCUUCUUUCCUCUGCUCGUCCUAGUGACA